Messenger RNA from Bacidia gigantensis, 870 nucleotides. RefSeq lists its product as uncharacterized. Bases 1 to 870 code for a protein of 289 amino acids. The transcript has a single exon. Lineage: Eukaryota; Fungi; Ascomycota; Lecanoromycetes; Lecanorales; Ramalinaceae. The record is from RefSeq and is a predicted model, not a curated record.
AUGUCAAACCAAACCUGCCACAAACCAACACUCUCUCACUCCUCCCCUUCCUCCUUCUCAGGGUCCCACUCCCUUUCCCCUUGGAUACCCAAGGCAUCCGCAAGAGCCACAAAGAUAAGUCCCCAGUCCCUCCGCGAGCAAGCUUUUCAAAUCCACGCGACUCGACAAGCCAAGAAUAUUAUGAAGGCCUCACAAGUUCUAGGUGUCGAAGCGACAACUAUUCUCCACGAGAGUAAUUCAAUUAAUCCCACUCUCAAGCCUGGCACACAAGGACGAACCAAGAAGGCAAAGCCACAUUGCCCAGCAAGCCAUCCUUCGUUUGUGAAAGGCUUUAGUCAUGUCACUGAGGGUCCACUUUGUAUUUGUGCUGGUCCGCAUUUUUCUACGUUCUCAGGGCAAGGGCCGAAGGCGACUGCUGAAGUGGGGCCAAAUGAUCACAGAGCAAUAAAAGCAAGCCAACGGAUGAAGAAAAGAAGGGUGAGCUCUGACACCGAACAUGCUUCAGAGGCAAUUGAGUUGCAAAAAGUGUCCAAGAAUGAGUAUGUGAGGAGCCAAAAGUCUGAUAAUCCGGAGCAAGAUACUGCUGAGAUAGUCUGUCAGCAAUUGAUUGACGCGCUGGGGAAGGACUAUUGUGGUCUGAGAGAUGAAGACAUGGCAGGUGAAAGUGAAGGUGAGCCAUUUGUCGAGAAUGAGGAGCUCUGGAUGUGCCAAGUGAUGCGUGACGGAGAAUUGGAUACCAGAAGUGAGUCCGCCAAAUUGGAGGGUAUGUUAAUGGGACAUCAGUGUGAAUCGGAGGCUGCGAUCACCGAGAUAGCAGGCAAGAUGGAUGAUAGGCAAAGCGACUGCUCUUGGUUGAACCUCAAAAGUUAG